CGUUUUUUUGGUGAAAUGAUCAAAUGGAAAUCACUGAAUUUAGUAUGUGUAGAUUACAUAGAAGGCGAUCAGUUAUCAAAAGGGAUGGCAAUAUUUAGCCUUCUACCUACAAUUAUACUUUCAGGACUAAUGGCUUUGAUCUUAUUAAGACGUGAUCUUCAUACUGCAAUAUUUUUUAUUGGCAAUUUUUUAAAUUGUUAUAUUAGUUUUUUCUUGAAAAAGUAUUUUAAAUCCCCUAGACCAUUUAGAGAUAGUCAAAACAUGAUGACGUUUGGUAUGCCUUCUAGUCACUCUCAGUUUGCUUGGUUCUUUAGUAUAUACAUGAUAUUAUUUAUAUAUAUAAGAAUAAGUUUUAAUAAUCAAAAUUCCCCUCAAACCAAUCCUUUGAAAAUUCAAAUAAUUAGGCUUUUAAUCUCUACCUUUUUGGUUGUAUUAGCUUUACUAAUAUCCUAUAGUCGCAUAUACCUUUUGUAUCACACACCAAAUCAAGUAUUAGUUGGUGGAAUAUUGGGAUUUUUUUUAGGUUUAUCAUGGUUCAUUUUGGUGCAAUAUAUCUUGACUCCAUAUUUUUCAUACGUUUGUUCAUGGCCUAUUUGCGAAAUGUUACUGAUACGGGAUUACACGCUUAUACCAAACAUAAUAUUCUUUGAGUAUCAAGCUGCCCGUUGUGAAUCAAAUAGUCGUCAAAGAAAAAUUAUCAAAAUCAAAUCACAAUGAAGUGCAUCAAAUCUGACUACAAAAUAAAUUCACAUCACAACUAUUUUUUGUUGUCAUAAAGAAAAAGCUUUAAAAAAUUAAAAGAAACAUGACAUUUUUAUUUAUAAAUUUAGCCAAUGAGUAACUUUUUUGUGUGUAUAUAAUUUUAUGUGAUAUAUAAAAUAUUUAUUCUAGAUAAAAAAAAUUUAACAAGUGAAAUAUUUAUG
This is a messenger RNA of Gordionus sp. m RMFG-2023, 923 nucleotides long. Its product is annotated as dolichyldiphosphatase 1-like. The transcript is spliced from 8 exons. Gene Ontology annotation, molecular function: sphingosine-1-phosphate phosphatase activity. The record is from RefSeq and is a predicted model, not a curated record. Lineage: Eukaryota; Metazoa; Nematomorpha; Gordioida; Chordodea; Parachordodidae. Bases 16 to 717 code for a protein of 233 amino acids.